Aspergillus lentulus is the source of this 1176-nucleotide messenger RNA. RefSeq names its product pyridoxal phosphate-dependent aminotransferase. Gene Ontology annotation, biological process: biosynthetic process. Gene Ontology annotation, molecular function: L-kynurenine:2-oxoglutarate transaminase activity; pyridoxal phosphate binding. The record is from RefSeq and is a predicted model, not a curated record. NCBI's taxonomy places the organism in Eukaryota, Fungi, Ascomycota, Eurotiomycetes, Eurotiales, Aspergillaceae. Gene Ontology annotation, cellular component: cytoplasm; mitochondrion.
AUGCCUCGUACUCGCCCCAGACGACUCAACCACCUCCAAGGAAUCAAUGUCGAUCAAAUGGCCCAGAUCGCCGACGCAGGAAGCAACGACUACCUCCGCCUGGAAAAUCUAGACGUCAACGUUCCCCCUGAUCCAGAGGCUUUAGCCUACACGAAACACGCACUCACCGACGACGCAUGUAACAGUUACCUCCCAUUCACCGGCAAAGCCCGCCUGAAAGGAGCCGCAGCCAGACACGUCUCGCAGCUGUCUGGCAUGACAUAUUCCGGCGAGCGCAACUGCGUGAUCUCCGUGGGCGGGCUAUCCGGCAUCCUGAAUGUCCUGCUGGCAACUAUCGAGGAAGGCGCCGAGGUGAUAUUAACGGAUCCGACCUACCGGGGGCUCAUCAAUCGGGUCCUGCUCGCUGGCGGCGUCCCCAAGCUUGUGCCCGUCGCCUUCCAGCCAGGGAAGGAGUGGAGGCUGGAUCAGGCCGCACUACGGGCGGCUGUUACUGACAAAACUACUGCGAUGCUGCUCAUGUCGCCGUCGAUGCCAAGCGGGGGCUACUUUACCCGGGAGGACUGGACAAUCAUUGCGGAGAUCUGUGUACAGAACGACCUGCUUCUCAUUCUGGACGCCGCAAUGGAGCGUCUGGUUUUCGAUGCGCGGCCGGUGAUUCACCCUGCCAGUUUACCUGGGAUGUUCGAGCGGACGGUUACCGUCGGCUCGUCCGCGAAAGAGCUGCGGAUGAUCGGAUGGCGUGUUGGCUGGAUCGUGGGACCAGAGGACCUCAUCAGCGACAUUGCGGCGGUCUCUAUGGCCAAUGUCGUUGUGCCUGUUGGGAUCGCUCAGGAAGCCGUGGCUGUUGCGCUGGACAGGUCAUCAGAGACGAUGGCGCCCUAUGUGGCUGAACUACAGGCCCGCCGGGAUCUUGUCGUCGCGGAACUCGAUGGAUUACCCGUCGGGAUCCCCGCGGGCGGAUGGAGCCUUCUUCUCCGCGUGAGCGAUUUCGGGUUGGACGGGAGCACCGCGUCGAGGCUUCUGCUGGAACAGGGAGUGUGCGCAACUGCGAUGGAUGGAUGGGGAGAGGUGCACGGGAGCCAGUAUAUCCGGUUUGUGUUCUCCAAUGAGUCUAUUGAGAGGCUGAAGGGGCUGGGUGCCAAAGUCCGGAAGGCGUUGAGUAUUUCCAGUGAUUGA